AUAAACACAUAAAAAGAGGGGGGUUCUCACACAUAGAAAACAGAGAAGGGAAAACGGCAAUUUGGAGAAAACUGGUCGCUACACCACAAAGAAAGAAGGCCCGGAUUUUUCCAUUUUUUCUUUCUCUCAAUCAAGAGAGGCAACAGCGGCCAAGCCCUGAUCUCUCUUUCUCAAAUUGGAAAAACAGUCGUCCCCCUAAAAAAAAAAAACCGGCGACCCCCAUCUCCCAGAACCUGAGCAGCCGUUCCCACCUCCAAAACAAAAGCAGAGCCUCACCUCCACUUCCCUUAAGCCAAAACCUAACAGAGAGAGAACCAGCGCCUCCCUCCCUUUCUGAUGAUUUCAUCUUCUUCUUGCUCUCAAUCGAAAAAAGAGAUACACACACACACCGGUUGAGGUCGCUAGUUCGAGGUUCUGUUCGAAUUUUCUUCCGGUCCGUUUGGUGUUGCUUGGUUUCGUUUUGUUCUGGAAGAACGAUUAUUGAGGUGUAUCCAUUUCAUGAAGAAGUUUGUCUUCUCAAUUUAUUGACAGAAUUUCCAUAUCAAAGAGUUCAAUCGCCAUGGCUGCAAAUACCAUAGAUCUCAACACCAUGAAUGUACCAGCUGCGUACGCUGCUGCAGCGAAUCUGAUCCCUUUAACACAGGGCUUACCCGAGGAGAAUUGGAGCGAUGAUAAAAAGGGUGCGAUACCUAUCUGGCAUGUUAUCCCUCUUGACGACAACAAUACAGUUACUGUAGGUGCAGAGUUCUUGCAGCAAAUAUCCAACAACACCAUCUCUGUAAAGACUGCCAUAAAUUGUUUCAAGCUCGCAAUGAGUUUGAAAUCUCCUGACACUGGAGUUGCCGAUCCUUUACUGUCUCAAGCCGAUAGACCUGCUGCUGCAACAGCAAACCCUACGGUCUUAGCCAGAGAGGAGAUGCCUGCUAGCGAUACAUUCCCCAAUACACCGUACACGCUUCAAGCCCCUCAGGUGGUUCCUGGACCAGCGCCUGCUGUGAUUUUGCCUGUAGCUAACGCUGCAGCAGCUGCACAUGUAGCCGUUGUACCUCAAGCAGGAGAAGACACUCAGGAAGAGAAGCGCUAUGCCUACUGUUUCAUCGCUGCAUAUCUAAUGAAAUUGUUGGUAAAGUCUGCUGACAACGUUGUUACUGGGUUAACUGCUAUGAGGACCAGGUAUGAGGGAUUUUACGGCCCUGCAAGGACUGUUGCAACAUUUAGCUUAUCUCAAGCCCAGGCCAUCGCUUUGAAAAAAGGAUUGGCAAGCAGGGAGAAAAUAAUGGUGACGUACACUAUGGCAUUAGCUCACACUCAAUCUCAAGCUGCAGGUACUCUAGGUACAAGAGAAAUGUGGAUCCUGAAUUAUUUAGGGUUUUUGCCUUUUUCCUACAAUGGCCUUCAUGCGUACACAUUGCUGAUUGACCUAAAGAAUUUCUCGAAAGUUCCUUUGGGAAAGCUUAUGUCUUUAUUCCAUGUGAACAUCACGGCACCUGCCUUGAGCAAGAUUGCAUACAUAGUCCAAAAUCUUGAGAGGACUACAGAUAACCCAAACAGAGAUGUCUAUUUCAGAUAUUGCUCCUCAUGGGGUCCUCAGUAUUUCCAGAGCUUGAGGUCUAGGCACUGCACUCAUCUGCUAUACACAGUUGCCUGGGCAUGGAAGACUAUUGCACCGGGACAUCCUAAUGCAGACCCCGAGAACAUCGCAGCAAUCAGUUCUCUAUCUAGAACAAUGAAAACUACAUUGAAGCAAGCAGGGAUCAUCAUAGGAGAAUCUUUGAAGAAGAACUGAGUGGUAUCUCAGCAUCUCCAGCCUUUGCCAUGGCUAUUGCAGCAACGGAAGGUGAUGUUGAUGAAGAGGAUUGGGAAGAUCUGUGAUCACACUGAGAGGGGGUUAUGGUUAAAUUAAAUAAACUAUUUGGUUGUUAUGCUUAUAUUAUAUGUUUCACUUAUGCUUAUACCUUAAUAUUAGAUAAACUUUCCUAUAUGCUUUCAUUA
Nicotiana tabacum (common tobacco) is the source of this 1992-nucleotide messenger RNA. RefSeq lists its product as uncharacterized. Lineage: Eukaryota; Viridiplantae; Streptophyta; Magnoliopsida; Solanales; Solanaceae. The record is from RefSeq and is a predicted model, not a curated record.